AUGAACGCGACGAAGCGCAAGUUUACUGCUUUGCUCCAGGGACUCAACAGUCCCCGGCCUUCGACCUCGGACCACACGACGCCCAGGAAGACGGCCGACAUUGCUGCUGGUAUGGCCGCCUCCUCGCCGCUGUCCGCCGCGCAAAAGAAGCGCCGCAUGGGUGUCGCCUCCGCGGGCGGCGCCCCCGACGCCGCGUCCUCGUCGUCCCUGUCCCUGGCAUCUAUCUCGUCGCUGCGCAGGCCGCUGCAGACGCCCCCGCCCGCCGCCAGUCCGCCCGAGGUCGCCUCCCGGUACUGUCCUGGCGACCGAGAGCAGCUGCUGCGCCGGCUCGCCUCGUUCCAGGAAAUCACCAGCUGGACCCCCAAGCCCGACCGCGUGAGCGAGGUUGAGUGGGCGAAGCGCGGCUGGGUCUGUCACGGCAAGGAGCGCGUGCGCUGCGCGCUUUGUCACAAGGAGUUGGUAGUCAAGCUUAACCGCAAGGAGCAGGACGGCAAGGAGGUCUCCGUGCUAAUUGCGUCCGAGAUUGAGGAAGCGCUGGUGGACAAGUAUGCGGAACUCAUCAUUUCUUCACAUCAACCAGAAUGUCUCUGGAAAAAGCGUGGAUGCGAUGACACGCUUCUACGAAUAUUCUUCUCCAAUGCCACCAGCACCGUCGAGAGCCUACGGCAACGUUACGAUGAACUCUGCUCUCGCCAGUCCUUUCUCCCCUAUGAAUUCAAUCUCCGCCUUCCCGAAGACCUCGACAUUGACGCGGUACUCGGUCAACUGCCAGAAAACUUCUUCACUGAGCCCGCUCCCGCUGCCGCGGUAGCUGUCGGGCCGUCUCCCAACCGUACUGCGCUCGCCCUUGCCCUCACCGGGUGGCAAGGACUAUCCAACUCGCGGAUAGGUGCUGUUCCCAACACGGCCUCGUGUCAUACCUGCCAGCGACGUCUCGGGUUGUGGAUGUUCAAAAGCAAGGAAGUGGAUGAAAACGGCCAGGUAUUAGUGCCAGCGGCCAUGGACCACCUUGACCCUAUACGCGAGCACCGGUUCUUCUGCCCAUGGAAGACCCCGCAGGCUCAGACUAGAAUCGGCGCGACUGGAGAAGACGCGCAAGCCACGGCGUGGAUGACGCUGCUUCAGAUGCUCAAGAAUGAAUCUAGUCUACGCAGCAUCUACGAUGUACGCCACAAGAAACCCAAACCUGCCGCGGCGCCGGCAGAGAAGGAGAAGGAGAAGGAAAAUAAGAACCCCUCAACACCCCAGAAAGCAGCCCCGGUCUUGCAAGAGCCCAUGUCGAAUGUGUCUGCUAAGACGACGGUGCCCGAGCUCGACGAGGCAGACCGCGACGCCAAAGAUAAAGAACGAUGGGCUCGCCUGCGAAAGGUCAAGAGCCUAUUUGAUACCAAAGCGAGCCGAAAGUCCAAGAGACCAGUCACGCCGCAGUCAACAAAGGCAGCAACACCUCCAAGAUAA
Cordyceps militaris CM01 is the source of this 1458-nucleotide messenger RNA. RefSeq names its product C3HC zinc finger protein, putative. The coding region runs from base 1 to 1458 and encodes 485 amino acids. NCBI's taxonomy places the organism in Eukaryota, Fungi, Ascomycota, Sordariomycetes, Hypocreales, Cordycipitaceae. Gene Ontology annotation, cellular component: nucleus. Gene Ontology annotation, molecular function: zinc ion binding. The transcript has 3 exons. The record is from RefSeq and is a predicted model, not a curated record.